Daktulosphaira vitifoliae (grape phylloxera) is the source of this 2190-nucleotide messenger RNA. Its product is annotated as tubulin polyglutamylase TTLL6-like. Gene Ontology annotation, biological process: protein polyglutamylation; microtubule cytoskeleton organization. NCBI's taxonomy places the organism in Eukaryota, Metazoa, Arthropoda, Insecta, Hemiptera, Phylloxeridae. Gene Ontology annotation, molecular function: tubulin-glutamic acid ligase activity; tubulin binding. The record is from RefSeq and is a predicted model, not a curated record. Gene Ontology annotation, cellular component: cilium. Bases 94 to 1848 code for a protein of 584 amino acids. The transcript has 12 exons.
AAUUUUUGUUGCCACGACAACAAAUAUACUAUUGUUUUAGUUUUAGAUUAUAGUAAUAUUAAGUUUGAUCAAUAUAUUAGAAACUUUCACAGAAUGUUAAAGAAAAUAAAAAAGAAUAGUACCAUUUGCCUACAAACUUGUAAGUAUGAUAUAGUUAAUUUUGUAGCAAAAUCAUUGGGUAUGAAAGAAAUGGAUCAUAACAAACCUUGGGAUAUAUGUUGGACGGAUUCAUUAAUAAGUGUUGAAAAGGUUAAAGAUAUGAAAAAAUAUCAGAAAAUUAAUCAUUUUCCAGGAGUUGUUGAAAUUUGUCGGAAAGAUUUAUUAGCUUCUAAUCUCAAUAGAAUGAUUUUUGUAUUUCCGAAUGAAUAUGAUUUUUUUCCGAAGACAUGGUAUUUACCAAUCGAAUAUACUAAACUAAAAAAUUAUAUGAGUGAACAUAAAGGUUUAACUUACAUUCUAAAACCGGAUGUCGGUUCUAAAGGUGAAGGAAUUUACUUAACAAAAUCUUUGAAAAAAUUUGAUCGAUACGAAAAAUCUAUUUGUCAAGUUUAUAUUUCUAAACCUUUGUUAAUGGACGGAUAUAAAUUUGAUAUAAGAGUGUAUACUUUGAUAGCAUCAUGUGACCCACUCAGAAUUUAUGUAUACAAUGAUGGUUUAGUGAGAUUAGCGACUGAACAAUAUGAAAAACCAAGUGUUAGCAACUUAAAAAAUCGGUUUAUGCACUUGACAAAUUAUUCUGUAAAUAAACGAAGUACUAUAUUUGUUGACAAUGAACAUUAUGGAAGUAAACGGCGAAUAAAAACUCUAAAUGAGUGGCUAGAAGCUAAAGGUUACAAUGUGGGGAAAAUAUGGAAUAAUAUUGAUGAUAUUAUUAUCAAAACAAUUAUAAUAGCUUAUCCAUUUGUCAAAAGAAGUUAUGAAGCAUGUUUUCCAAAACAUGAAUACACAUCAGCAUGUUUCGAACUACUAGGUUUUGAUAUCCUUAUUGACGUUAAUUGCAAACCGUAUCUUUUAGAAGUUAAUCAUUCUCCAAGUUACCACACUGAAACAACUCUUGAUAAAAUAUUGAAACAAGAACUAUUAACAGAUACCUUUAAAUUAUUACAACUAGAUACAUCUAUAAAAAAAUUAGUUAUCGAAGAAGAAAAAUGGAAAGCUGAACAACGAAAAAUAAUCGGCGAUAAAACUGCCUACAACCAGCGAAUUUUGGAAUGUAAAAAAAUGUGUGAAGAAAAUAAAAGAUCUUGGGAAAUGAAAAAUAUGGGCAACUAUAGAUUGAUUUAUCCUGAAAAAGAUAGUAAUUUAUAUGAAAAAUUUUUUUAUCAAAACGAAAGUACUCUUUAUAAAAACACUCAUAGUUCAAAAUUAAGAUUAAAACCAUCAAUAAAUCAAAAGAUUGACAAAUCGAUAAGAAAAUAUAGUAAGUAUUCGUGUAAACAAAAAAACACCGAAAAUAAUCUCAAGAGUGAGAUAUUUUCAUCAUUUAACAGUAAUAAGUUCAUAUCUAAGAAUGAAGAUCGAUUUAAUGAAAAAACUACGAAUUUUUCCAGUGUGUUAAAAAGAUCUAAAAAUAAUAUAAAAUCAAUUUCCUCGCUUAUAAUUUAUAAUAAAAGAAAAGGCUAUUGGAAUUGUUGGGAUGACUUUAAUAUAAAUGUAGUCGAUGAAAAUGAAAGAUUAAUUAGUAUCAAAAAUAGAGACAAAAUUAUGUUUAAUUUUGGUAUAAAAGAACAUAUAUACAACGCUUUUAAAAAAUACAAUCUUCUGACAGAGAAUGAUGAAGUAAAUUAUGCCAAUUAUAAAAAAAAGAAAACUUUGCUGGAACCGAAUUCACGGACUUAUUUUUUUUAGAAAAUUAAUUUUAAAACUAAUUAUAACGUGGCCAAAAGUAAUAAACAAUUAGUAAAUAACAUUUGAUUUUCCAACAUUUAUGAUGUAAAUAAAUAUAUAUAUAUAUAGUUAAAGUGAUUUUAAUAAAAAAAAGAGUAAUUUUAUGAAAAAAAAACCCAGCUCAUGGGGGUCGUGGCACAGUGGUGCGCGGCAUAGUUAGGUCAAGUAUAAUAUCUGACAGUGAUUACAAUCACUAUUAUAAAAAAUGCUUUGAUGCAAAUUUGUAGUGUAUAAUUUAAAAAAAUUGGUGGAUUAUUCUAAAAUCUCUCCUAUUUUCUUAUUUAUAUCCUGUUUUAUGAUUUA